This is a messenger RNA of Coregonus sp. 'balchen', 2493 nucleotides long. Lineage: Eukaryota; Metazoa; Chordata; Actinopteri; Salmoniformes; Salmonidae. The record is from the annotation of a GenBank genome assembly.
AUGAACGGCCUGUCCAUUAGAGAGCUCUGCUGCCUGUUCUGCUGCCCUCCUUGCCCCAGCCGCAUCGCAGCCAAGCUGGCCUUCCUCCCUCCAGAGCCCACCUACUCCAUGCUUCCUGACCCAGAGGCUACAGCUGUGGCAGCAGCCGGGACCACGCCUGGGGGUGCUCCCCCCUCUCUGGGGGCACCGGGCCUGCGCUCCCGGCUGGGUGGUGGUGCGGGAGACAGAGGUGGUGGUGGAGGGGGAGGAGGUGGAGGUGGAGGUGGAGAGGGCAGGUGGAAGCUCCAUCUGACAGAGAGGGCAGAGUUCCAGUACACCCAGAGAGAGCUGGACAUGACAGACGUGUUCCUGACCAGGUCCAGCCGGGGGAACAGGGUGGGCUGCAUGUACAUCCGAUGUGCUCCCAACGCCAGGUGAGAGAAGAACUAGAUUAGUAUAGAGAUGAUGGAUCCGGACAUUUCUCUUGCUCUUUUGCACAACAAGGGAGUUUGUGCAGGUUUUUCUAUUUAUUGAGAUGCAUAAAUUAUAGUGUUCUAUUUUAGUGUUCUAUUUUAUUCUAUGGUUCUAAACAUCACCCUUUCCUCCCAACCUAUUCUCUUCUUUCUUUUCUGGUAACUGUUCUACCUCUCCCAGGUUCACAGUGCUAUUCUCCCAUGGUAAUGCAGUAGACCUGGGUCAGAUGAGUAGCUUCUACAUUGGCCUGGGAACGCGUAUCAACUGCAACAUCUUCUCCUACGACUACUCUGGCUACGGUGUCAGCACUGGCAAACCCUCAGAGAAGAACCUCUACGCUGACAUAGACGCUGCCUGGCACGCCCUGCGCUCACGGUAAACAGCUGUUACACACACACACACUUUUGUAUUGCUAUCCUUGUGGGGACCAAAGAAUUGAUUCCCAUCCAAAAUCCUAUUUUCCCCAACCCUAAAUCUAACCUUAACCCUUAACCUAAACAUAACCCUAAAACUAUACCUAACACUAACUCCUAACCCUAAUUGUAACCCUAACCCUAAACCUAACCCCUAACCCUAAAAUAGCAUUUCCCUUGUGGGACCGGCAAAAUGUCCCCACUUGUCCGAAUUUUCCUUGUUUUACUAUCCUUGUGAGGACUUAUGGUACCCACGCGGAUAGGAUAGGGUAGUGCUGGGCUGAAAACUGUACACACCGUUGCCCUUCAGGAGUGAACAACAAGCACGCCUAUUCAGGAGUGAAUAACAAGUAGGCCUAUUCAGGAAUGAAUAACAAGUAGGCCUAUUCAGGAGUGAACAACAAGUAGGCCUAUUCAGGAGUGAAUAACAAGUAGGCCUAUUCAGAAGUGAACAACAAGUAGGCCUAUUCAGGAGUGAAUAACAAGUAGGCCUAUUCAGGAGUGAAUAACAAGUAGGCCUAUUCAGGAGUGAAUAACAAGUAGGCCUAUUCAGGAGUGAAUAACAAGCAGGCCUAUUCAGGAGUGAAUGACAAGCAGGCCUAUUCAGGAGUGAAUAACAAGUAGGCCUAUUCAGGAGUGAAUAACAAGUAGGCCUAUUCAGGAGUGAAUAACAAGUAGGCCUAUUCAGGAGUGAAUAACAAGCAGGCCUGUUCAGGAGUGAACAACAAGUAGGCCUGUUCAGGAGUGAACAACAAGCAGGCCUGUUCAGGAGUGAAUAACAAGCAGGCCUAUUCAGGAGUGAACAACAAGCACGCCUAUUCAGGAGUGAAUAACAAGUAGGCCUAUUCUGGUCCUCUCUGGGUGUGUAUUUGUUUACUCAGUUAUCUGUGUGUGUGUGUCCCAGGUAUGGCAUCAGCCCAGAGAACAUCAUCCUGUACGGACAGAGUAUUGGCACGGUACCGACGGUGGACCUGGCAUCCAGGUUUGAGUGUGCUGCUGUGGUGCUCCACUCCCCUCUCACCUCUGGCAUGAGGGUUGCUUUCCCCGACACCAAGAAGACCUACUGCUUCGACGCCUUCCCCAAGUGAGUCACACACACAAAGCACAUUAGAAUGCUAAAUUUAGAUCCACAACAACAGAAAUUGUCACAAAGGCCUACAUCCUUUGGCUAUAAAGAAAUAUUGUGACUCCUCAGCUAAAAGCACGUUAGAAAACAAUCGUAAACAUAUGACAUGACAUCAACGACAGGUUAUGAAGCAUAACUCAAAGCUGCUUAUAGACUCCUUAAAAACGGACUAUACAUGACUUUAAAACUUGAGUAUAGACUGCUUGCAAACUGCUUGUAACCUGUGUAUUGCAGCAUAGAGAAGGUGUCUAAGAUCCCGUCCCCGGUGCUGAUCAUCCACGGGACAGAGGACGAGGUGAUAGACUUCUCCCACGGCCUGGCUCUGUUUGAGCGCUGUCCCAAGGCCGUGGAGCCCCUGUGGGUGGAGGGGGCGGGGCACAACGACAUAGAGCUGUACACCCAGUACCUGGAGAGACUACGACGCUUCAUCAACCAAGACCUGGCCGCAGCACACACCUGAGAGAGGAGGAGGUGAGGGGGUGUGUGUGUGUGUGUGUAAGG